ACGCUGGUGUGAAAACGGGAGAACAGAGGAGGAGGAGAGGAAAAACGAAAAGAAAAAAACUGUUCUCACACUUUCUUUAACCAGGGGAGGGUUAAAUAAAGAGUCUGUGUACGUUUUUGUGUCAGACACUCUCAAUUUGGGCACAGCACCUUGUUCCAAAGUUGGAUAUCACUAAAGGAGAGGCCACCUCAACUGAAACAGCCAUGAAUUCCUUGCAGGAUAACCAAUCAGAUCUGGAGGUGAUUAUGGACUUUCUAGAGGAGUACUACAGGCAGAAUCGGGACAACGGAUUGGGAAAUCUGGAUGAUGUCUACUGGACAACAAGUGUGUCCGUGGACGACCCAUCAUGUGAACAUCAGCACUUCACCUGUCACGAGACCCUCAACCCAAAGCCUGUCCUCCUACAACCAAUUCUGAAACAAGAGAGCGACGUGACACCGAGCCACAUCCCAGCCACCGUAUCUGGCCCCUGGGUGCUUAAUAGGAAGUGUGACCCUGACGAUGAGCUGGGCCACCACACCGCGAUAGGGCGGUCUGCUGCACACACCUCGCCUGGCACAGGCAGGAAAACCAGGCUGUUUCAUUUUUUGUUCGAGAUGUUGGAGGACCCCGCCAUGGCCCACUGUGUGUCCUGGGUGCCGGCGGCGGCCAACAGCACCGGCGUGUUCCGGUUCUCCUCUGGGAACAAGGACCAGGUGGCGGCGCUCUGGGGCCAGCGGAAGGGCAAUAAGAGGCCCAUGACGUAUCAGAAGAUGUCGCGAGCGCUGAGAAACUACGCGCGCUCCGGGGAGAUCUUCAAGGUGAAGAGGAAGCUCACCUACCAGUUCGGCCCGGACACCCUGCAGUCACUACAGCAGUGUCGCCAUGGCCGACAUUAGUACUCUUUUCCUGCCAACGACUUUUUUUACUCGUUCUUGUUUUUGUCCCCCCCCCUCUGUGAAACCUUACGUUCAAUGGUGUUCUUGUAUAUAUAUUUUUUUUUUUUCCUAUGAAGCCUUCUAGGUCUACUUUCCUUAUUCUAAACUUCUGUUUACACUGCGUUCCCACUACCAAGUUUAGAGUUGGCCUAGGCUUUUUUUUUUAUUAUUAGAAAAUGUAAUUAAAACGCACUUGAUGUCAGUCAGUGGCUGUCUAAUACUGUAGGCCUACUUAUAAUGUUUGUUGUUUGACGUGAUAGAAAAUAUAGUAGUAAA
Messenger RNA from Gadus macrocephalus (Pacific cod), 1193 nucleotides. RefSeq names its product Spi-2 proto-oncogene (gene spi2). NCBI's taxonomy places the organism in Eukaryota, Metazoa, Chordata, Actinopteri, Gadiformes, Gadidae. Gene Ontology annotation, molecular function: DNA-binding transcription factor activity, RNA polymerase II-specific; sequence-specific DNA binding. The record is from RefSeq and is a predicted model, not a curated record. Gene Ontology annotation, cellular component: nucleus. The transcript has 5 exons. The coding region runs from base 204 to 878 and encodes 224 amino acids. Gene Ontology annotation, biological process: cell differentiation; regulation of transcription by RNA polymerase II.